AUGCUGUGGUGCAUCGACAUAUGGUUGGAAUUCUGUAUCUUCAGCAUCUACUGGUUCACAAUUUCGGGGUCUAUUUAUUUAUUCGUUAUAAGUGACGACGUUGAUGAUUUCUCAGACACCUCAUUUAUGUUGCUAUCGAUGCUAGCAAUAUGUGCCAAGGUGAUGAUAGCCAUUUCGAAGAGAUCGGAUAUAAUAGGAGUUGUCACAGCUCUCGAGAAUCAGCCUCAUAAGCCAGUGAAUCUGGAAACUCAGUUACUUCAGGAUCGAACUGAUGAGCGGGUCAGGUUGUUCACCGUUUGUUACGGCUGUUUGACGGAAGCUACCGUAUGUUAUGGAACUAUCGCUCCAUUCUUCCAAAAUAUUCCUUUCGGAUAUCUGCCUUACAAAGCAUGGAUCCCUCAUGAUUACUCAACACCUGCUGUUUACUGGUGCACCUACUGUCAGCAAUUAAUAAGUGUUUUUGUCGCUGCCAAUCUCAAUAUUGGCUUUGACACUAUUAUUUUUGGAAGUCUCAUGCAAAUAUGCGGGCAAUUCAAUAUGCUCAAGUGCCGAUUGGAGAUGAUCAUUGAUGAAUUCGACGCCAAGCAGAUUGGCUCGCAGAGCACGACUAAUCCAGCGCUACUUCGAACGUAUGAAAGAUAUAUUGAGGAUUGCAUCAAAUAUCACAUCGCAAUAUUCAAAAUCUCUGAAAGAAUAAAUUCCAUCUUCAACAGUAUAAUCUUCGUUCAGUACUCUGCCUCCUCCAUCAUCAUAUGCGUGAGUGUCCUGCUGAUCUCCCACAUGCCAGUAUCAUCACCAAAAUUCAUGACAAUCGCCAUGGUGAGAGCGUGAGGAAUGCUGUUUACAACACAAAAUGGUACCUCCUGAGCAAUCCCAUGAAGAAAUGCCUCUACCUGAUGAUGAUACGUACGUUGAAGCCCCUCGUCUUCGUGAGUCAUCACAUCAUCGUUCUUUCACUGCAGUCUUUUUGCGUUGUGCGCUCAUCACUAAUAUCAAAUAAUAAGUUAAUCCGACAAUUAAUCUAAUGACAAAUCAUUUACAGCUCCUCAAAACGUCUUACUCAGCAUACACAAUGCUCCAACAGUCUUCUGGUUAAC
Messenger RNA from Fopius arisanus, 1097 nucleotides. Its product is annotated as odorant receptor 46a, isoform A-like. NCBI's taxonomy places the organism in Eukaryota, Metazoa, Arthropoda, Insecta, Hymenoptera, Braconidae. Bases 1 to 831 code for a protein of 276 amino acids. Gene Ontology annotation, biological process: detection of chemical stimulus involved in sensory perception of smell; sensory perception of smell. The record is from RefSeq and is a predicted model, not a curated record. Gene Ontology annotation, molecular function: odorant binding; olfactory receptor activity. Gene Ontology annotation, cellular component: plasma membrane. The transcript has 4 exons.